UGUCGAAAUAGCUUUUCUUAUUACAAACAAAAGGGGUUAACAUAGAAAUUAUAUUUAUAUAUACGUACGUAUAGAUAACCUCUGUACUUAUAGGGUUGUGCAAUAGUUUUUGAUGUAAUAAGUUUUAUACAUGUCAUCAGAAGUCGGUAUAUAAAUAUAAACGGGGUGUUUUAACGAACAGUGAAUAUUUGGGGUCAGGGAAAUGGCUUGUUUUGGGUGUGAAACUCUUCUGUGGAUUGUUGCUAUAGUGAUUUUACUUGGUGCAGCAUUUUAUAUUUAUAUAACAUGGACUCACAGUAUUUUCAAGAAUGCCGGAAUCCCAGGACCAGUACCAGGUUUACUAGGAGUGGUUUUAGAGUACAGUAAAAGAAGUAUGGGCAAUAUUGAUAUAGAGCUUCAUAAGAAAUAUGGAAAAGUUAUAGGGUUUUUUCACACCAGACAACCAAUUUUAUCAGUGGCCGAUCCAGAAACGAUUAAAGAUAUAUGUGUUAAACAUUUUAGCAAAUUUGUUAACAGAGCAAAUAUAUUGCCAUUGGACAAGUAUGAAAGGGGAUUCCUGUCUUUGGCUCGCGGAGCAAAAUGGAAGAGCUCAAGAUCAAUCUUGACACCAACUUUUAGUUCUGGUAAACUUAGAGAGAUGAUGCCAUUGAUGCACACUUGUACAGACAAUCUACUUAAGAAUUUGGAACAAUAUGCCGGCAGUGGGAAAUCUGUUGACGUAAACAAAUUUAUCGCUGCUUACACAUUGGAUGUCAUCUGUAGUGUUGCAUUUGGUAUAGAUGUUGACUCUCAGAACGAACCCGACAACCCAUUGAUCCAGGCCUGUAUUAAAACCUUGAAAUUGAAGCUGAACGAUCCCAUCAUUAUGGCUUGUGCUACCUUCCCGUUUUUAACUGGAGUAUUAGAGUAUUUAGAUAUUGGUUUUAUGGCUACUGAUCCUAAAUCUGUUUUUACAAAACUUAUUGAUGAUGUUGUCAAGGAGAGGAAAGAAAAUCCAAGUAAACGGAAAGAUUUCCUCCAGUUGUUAAUUAAUGCCAACGAAGAAAGCAAAAAUAACGGAGAUGACUCGGAAUUUACGUACUGUGAUAUCUGGAGUGGCGUUGUGGUCUUCUUGCUAGCUGGUUCCGACACAACAGCACUUGCUUUAACAUUUGCACUCUACAACCUCGCAACACAUCCUGAAAUACAAGAACGUGUGGUGGAAGAAAUAAACACAAAUUUAAGACAGGAUGAAGUAGCCGACCAUGAUAAUGUUGGUAAAUUAACUUAUCUACAGAUGGUAGUAGAUGAAACUUUAAGGCUGAAUCCACCUUUACUGAGAUCAAGUCGUGCAGUUGGUGAAGAAAUGGAGCUAAACGGUUACAAGAUAAGGAAAGAUAUGGACAUUUUUUUGCCAAUUUAUGCCAUCCACAGAGAUCCUGAUUAUUGGGAAAAUCCGGAGAAAUUUGACCCAGAACGGUUUUCACCCGAGCAGAAAUCUUCACGCCAUCCGUAUUGUUAUUUACCAUUUGGAGUUGGUCCACGGAAUUGUAUCGGCAAUCGUUUGGCUCUUAUGGAAGUCAAAACUGUGUUGGUCAGCAUUCUCAGGAAAUAUCGAGUCAUCUGUUCCCCAGAGACAGAGAGACCAACCAUAGAGCUAAGACCUGCAGACUUCAUGUGUAGACCUAAAAAUGGUGUCUUCGUAAAACUGGAAGAGCGAGAUGGAUAAAUAUAAAAUAACCUGAAAGAAAAGAUAUGACUGAUGGUUUUGGUGUUUCUUUCUGUAAAUAUGUUGAAUUAUGAAAUCCAUUUACUGUUUCUGUUCUGUUCUGUUUUCUGCUCAUCUGGUGUUCUGGAAUGAGUUACCAUUUCUAGUUCCAUAUCAAGGAUCCCCAACCUUUACCUCCCACGGACACCUUGUUUUGUUCAGUUUCAUCAGGAUUGCUCCGUGACAGGGAUCUCCUACCUUUUCCUUCUCGCCACCCCGCUUAGGUCUAUGAAGUGACAUUAAACGUCUAGGGGGACCACGAUGACCCACUGGUACUGCCUUCCAGCCCAGUCUUGCCAAGAAAGCUCCGACUUUUUCUUCCCGUUUACCCUUGUAUUGUUCAGACUUCUACCUUAAUAAAGCAAUCUGGGAAAUGUUUUUAACAUCAUAUUUUUAUGUUUAAAUAACAAUAACAAUAGUAUAUAACAAGGUUAUUUCAUUAUUUUCUUCUCAAAAAAUAAAACAAAUAUGCAUGUAUUCAUGAACAGCAAAUCUCUGUGUAAAUUUAUGCUAGGAAUAUUCAUAAUUAAAUGAGGGGUGUUUUAGAUUUAGUUUUUUUUUAGAUAAUUCAAUGGGCUUGUGAUUCCAUCGGUGGAUGUUUCUUGGUUAAUAGUGCCUGCUUUAUUGCAAAUGUAUCAUGAUUUCACCGCUGUUGCUUUUUUAGUUGUAUUUGUAUACUAUUUAGUUGUAUUUUUUUACUAUUUAGUUAUAUCUGUAUACUAUUUAGUGAUUAUAUCUGUAUACUAUUUAGUUAUAUUUGUAUAACUUUUAAUUGGUACAGCUUUUAGAAAUGUAUGAUUUUAGAGCUUCUUAUGUAAUUAACAGUUUAUGACGAUUUUUUUAAAAUCUUUUUAUUAGACCAUUAAAUAUUUUAUGUUCUUUAUUUUCCUUUUUGAAAUGGCACUUAGGACAACUUUUUGUUUGAAAUGACACCAAAGAUUUGAUCUUAUUUGAAGUAGCACCGAGAAUGUUUAAUUACAGAUGUUCAAUUGACUUUAACAUAUUUUAUUGUGAGUUUAAUUAAACAUCUUGGGCAUCUUUUGUACUGACUUUAAUCACUGAGUAAUGAACAUUUAUAGAAAUUUUGUCACCUUCAAGAUUUUGUUGUUUAUUAUUGUUGUUUAUAAUCUGAUCUGAUGAAAGAACAAUACAAGUUAAAUUGUUCUUGUUAAGAAAAGGUGUUUUUGUGUGUAGUUGUAUUGUGAGCAUUUAACACUUUACAUUUAAAUAUACCUUCAGAACAAAUAACAUUUAACACAUCAACCUAUACAAUAUAUCUAUAGAACAAAUAAAAUCUGAUAAGUUUGACCAAGGGCCAUUAUAUAUAUACAUGUAACAAAAUGCCUUUUUGACUAAUUUUAGUGCUAUGCAAUUAAAGAUUCUUUCAUAGUUCCCGUCUCUGAUGCCUACUAUGUCCUAAAUGAAAUGGGGUUUAACGUCCUACUGUUCUGCUCCUACUGGGCUAAUGAAGAGGGGCAAACGUCAUGCAGUGUGCUACGCGGGAUAUUUUGCCCGGACAACGGGGUUAUGGCCUAUCAUUUCUUUUACGGACACGCCAAUGUGUACACGGGACCUCGGUUUUUCGUCCCAUCCGAAAGACUAUACAUUGACCCUUAGCAGGCCCUCCGUCCUACACUACUGACAAGGGGGACCACGCCGGAAAAACCUGAUGAACUUCCUUGGUGGACGCAGGGAUCAAUCAUGGGACCUCCAGGUUAGCGAGGCAACGUCCUACUCAGUGAGAAACCGUGGCUCCUAUUAUAUACUAAAGGUUUCGAUAUUAAAUGAAAAAAAAGUAAACUAACGUUGCAGAUCGUCUUGUUUGAAUACGAGGGUCAUAUUGAGACUAACAUAUAAUAACUAUCAUUUUAAUGGUUACGUGUGCAAUGCUUUGCGAAGGAGGAUAAUUUUGAACGUGACAGUGGCGUUUCCGCCUACUCUUCUUGAAUUUUCAUUUGUCAAUGUUCUUUUACGAGGGGACUCCAAGGACUAGGUACAAUUUUUUGUCGACCUCGAGGGUGCACCACGUAGAAGUGAAAAUCGGGCUCGAAAAAUCACUAUGUUUCUUCUCGUGUCAUUCCGAGAAUUCUAGUCGAGAGACCAGUCCUGUGCUCUAAACCCUCGACCACCAGGGCUCCUCGGAACUAACCAACCAUGAGGUAGCACAAAUAAUAAUUCAAAUAUGCGAACAUGAUCAGAUGGAAUAACUAUAUAACAAAAUGUCCGCCAUAUUUUAGAACAUAGUCUUCUUAUAAUUAUCCUUACUUCAUUAAACAAUUCAUCUUCAAAUCAACCGGAAACCUGGUUCACAAUUUCCAAAACAUCUGAACUAAUCUAAAAGAUGUCGGCAACAAUACAUACUUGUCGUUUAGCUCAAUUUAGGAUGCAGGUUGGAUGUAAGAAUUGUUUAAAAGACAAUAGAAGUGGCCAUUAAUGAG
Patella vulgata (common limpet) is the source of this 4185-nucleotide messenger RNA. RefSeq names its product cytochrome P450 3A13. NCBI's taxonomy places the organism in Eukaryota, Metazoa, Mollusca, Gastropoda, Patellidae. Gene Ontology annotation, molecular function: heme binding; iron ion binding; steroid hydroxylase activity. The transcript has 14 exons. The record is from RefSeq and is a predicted model, not a curated record. The coding region runs from base 203 to 1708 and encodes 501 amino acids.